AUGAUGAGGUUUGGGGACGCCCUGUCGGCCGACUGGGUGGCUUCCACGGUGGUCAAGCCCCUGCUCCGGAUUCUGGCUUCCCUCCACGCCACCUCCAUCAUCCACCGCGACAUUAAGCCCGAGAACCUGCUGCUGGAUGCAAGGGGAAGUCUCAAACUGGCAGACUUUGGGCUGUCCAUCGACCAGCGCGAGGAGAUUCCCUUCCUCCGCGCCGGCACCCUGGACUACAUGGCACCCGAGCGGAUGCAUGACAGACUCCACGCCGACCCCUGA
Auxenochlorella protothecoides is the source of this 273-nucleotide messenger RNA. Its product is annotated as Serine/threonine-protein kinase Aurora-3. Gene Ontology annotation, molecular function: ATP binding; protein kinase activity. Gene Ontology annotation, biological process: protein phosphorylation; regulation of cytokinesis; mitotic spindle organization. The record is from RefSeq and is a predicted model, not a curated record. The transcript has 2 exons. The coding region runs from base 1 to 273 and encodes 90 amino acids. Gene Ontology annotation, cellular component: spindle pole centrosome; spindle midzone; spindle microtubule. NCBI's taxonomy places the organism in Eukaryota, Viridiplantae, Chlorophyta, Trebouxiophyceae, Chlorellales, Chlorellaceae.